GAAAAUUUAUCACAGACUUUGGCCUACACGAUGAGAUCGAUUACUUGCGUGCUGACGCUGCUGGUCUCUGCUGUGGUCGGACAGACUGUUGUCCCACCAAGCACGUGGAACUACACCUACCCAUGGCCAGUAAAGUACCAUACCGUCACGUCACAGCGCCAGAAUCUCUCCAUGGCCUACAUGGAUGUUGCACCAACCAGCUAUGCAACGAACAAAACCAUUGUUCUUCUUCAUGGUAAAAACUUUUGUGGCGCAACAUGGGAAGACACAGCGCGGAGGCUGUCAGCCCGUGGCUACCGAGUUAUUGUGCCAGACCAGAUUGGCUUCUGCAAAUCAUCCAAACCGCCAACAUACCAGUUCUCUCUGCAACAGCUAGCCUUCAACACCAACUCGCUGCUUCAGUCGCUCGGUGUAUCACAAACCAAGGUCCUUGGACACUCAAUGGGCGGCAUGCUUGCGACUCGCUUCGCGCUUAUGUACCCCAACACUACUUCGCACCUCAUCUUGACGAAUCCCAUCGGUCUGGAGGACUGGAAAGCCCUCGGUGUCCCGUGGCGAUCAAUUGAUCUUCUGUACCCAGACGAGCUGAGGACGAAUUACACGUCAAUUCGCAAUUAUCAGCAAGCCACCUACUACGUCAACACCUGGAAGCCUGAGUAUGACGUCUGGGUCAACAUGCUGGUCUCCUUGUAUCGUCUGCCCGUUGAGGGGGCUACGUUCGCGUAUAACAUGGCAUCAACAACAGAUAUGGUGCUGACGCAGCCAGUCGUGUACGAGCUCGGCCUAGUGAAAGCGAAAACUUUGCUCAUGAUUGGCACGAAAGACAACACUGCCAUUGGGAAGGCUUGGAGUCCGCCAGCGGUGCAGGCCAAGCUAGGGAACUACUCGGUCCUUGGCAAGGAGGCGGCCGCAAAUAUCCCAGGUGCGGAGUUGGUGGAAUGGACAGACCUAGGACAUGCUCCACAGACUCAGGAUAGUGAGAGGUAUCACAAAGCGUUGUUUGAGUGGUUGGCGAAGGUGGGCUGAGCCGCUUCUGAUCCCCCUAGUCCCAGACUGCUCGUGGGUUGAAAAGGUUGGGCAAGUCGCUAGAUGCUCCAGUCUGACAGUUUUAAAUUCACCAACGGUAGAACGUGCUCAUUAGUCAGCCGGUGAAUCUACUGUUGUCUCACCACUGUGCUCGAUGCCCAGCCUACACUCUCUGGCCUCCUUCAGCCAUCUCUUGUAAUC
Boeremia exigua is the source of this 1227-nucleotide messenger RNA. Its product is annotated as alpha/beta hydrolase fold domain-containing protein. NCBI's taxonomy places the organism in Eukaryota, Fungi, Ascomycota, Dothideomycetes, Pleosporales, Didymellaceae. The record is from RefSeq and is a predicted model, not a curated record. The transcript has a single exon. Bases 31 to 1026 code for a protein of 331 amino acids.